Anopheles cruzii is the source of this 603-nucleotide messenger RNA. It is a transcript of the gene spag4, whose product is annotated as SUN domain-containing protein 3. Gene Ontology annotation, cellular component: meiotic nuclear membrane microtubule tethering complex; nuclear envelope. Gene Ontology annotation, molecular function: protein-membrane adaptor activity. The coding region runs from base 28 to 603 and encodes 191 amino acids. The record is from RefSeq and is a predicted model, not a curated record. Gene Ontology annotation, biological process: nuclear envelope organization. The transcript is spliced from 4 exons. NCBI's taxonomy places the organism in Eukaryota, Metazoa, Arthropoda, Insecta, Diptera, Culicidae.
GUGGCACAGCUGAACGACCGGAUUUCGAUGCUGGAGAAGAUUAACUUCGACAAGUUUGGCCCAACCGAUUAUGCAGCCCGUAUGUUUGGCGGAGAAGUUAUCUCGGUGGCGAGCCAUUUCUCGUCGGAAAACGAUAGCCUUCUGACGAAACUACAAAACAUCUUCCAGAAGCACUCCCAUAACCAAAUGCAAUGUAUCGUGCAGGACUGCGGCACAUGCUUGGCUAUCGAUGGAAGCCACGGCUCAGUUUUACUGAAGCUAUCCACUAACAUAGUUUUAAAUUCCCUCACGAUCGAACACUUCCCGCUCCACGCAUAUCCAAGGAACAAACAUGGGACAUACAGUGCCAUUAAAGAAUUUUCUGUCUGGGGAACAAACGAUUUGAAUGCUCACGACACGGAAAUUUGGUAUGGAUCGUUUUGGUUUGACUAUAAACAAGAUUUCCUGCAAACUUUCCAUUUCGCGGCGGAUACCAAAACGUUAAGUGUCCGCUACGUGCGUGUGAAAUUUUUCUCCAACCACGGUGAAGACUACACGUGCAUUUAUCGAUUGCGAGUGCACGGAACUCCGAUGCAAACUGACAGCCUCCCGGAGACUGCGUGA